UUGCUGCAUUCUCACUUCCCUGAUCGUGUAACAUUAAAACUUAUGCUAUAAACAAGAGAUUGAGUAGUGCAGGAGAAAUCCCAAAGAGAUCCCCACAAUUUUGACAAUGGCGAUCAAGGCCCUCGUUCUAAUUUUCAUCUAUGGACAACUGUGGUGGAACCACACCGCUGGAAAGGGGCCUGCGGGCAUGUCGCUCAAUGCUGAACCCCAAAGCUUCCCGUCUCAAGGAAGUCAAACAAAAGACCCUACCAAAAAUGUACAGCAAAGGCCAUCCAGCGAACCCCAGCUUACUACCCCAACAAAAGAACCUAAGCUUGCAAAUGAACAUUUAAUAGCCGCUGUGGCCAUUGGAGUAAUCUUGUUGCUCAUGAUUGUGAUUAUCAUUGCCAUCUUCCUUUGGAGGCAACGGAAAAGGUCAAGUGUGUCUCUUCCCCACUGGGCAGGGCGCUCCCCGUUUGCCGAUGGAGACGUGCCUGACAUCACGGUAGAUAAGGAACCGCUGCAAGGCAUAAAACGGAUGUCCGUUCUCUCUCUGCCAUGGAAAUUUAACAAGGACACACAGCUGCUGGACAAUGCAGAAGGGCAACUGUCUGAAUCCAGGAAGACCUUGGAGGUUCCACAGGGAUCGGGUGAGGCAAGUACAGAGAGCGAGUCAAGCCACACUGCCACGGCAACCUUGGAUUCCUCAGCCAGCAGCCAAACCCAAAUUUCCGAGGAACCAAACAACUUAACUGACAUUUCGCUCCAGCCGGAGAGUCCAAGGUUACAAGAUUCUCCUCCUUCAGCCAGCUGGCCCAGCGGAGUCAAUGGGGAUGUUUUUAUCCCUGAAUCCCGUCCCAUGGAACAACAUGUAGAGAUCCAGGGUUCCAUACCACCAGAUUUGCCCCAACAAAAUGUUGAAGAAGCAGUGCUAUUUCCUCCACCGCCAGAAGACUUUUUGUGCAACUGAUUUUUAUAGGUGUCGGUGCAAGUAAUCGCUUCCUUCUGAAAAAAUAGAGUAGACCCAUUUUCUUUUCAUCUUUUCAUACAGGUAGUACUCGAC
Messenger RNA from Thamnophis sirtalis, 1042 nucleotides. It is a transcript of the gene EVI2B, whose product is annotated as ecotropic viral integration site 2B. The record is from RefSeq and is a predicted model, not a curated record. Gene Ontology annotation, biological process: regulation of stem cell division; positive regulation of neutrophil differentiation. Lineage: Eukaryota; Metazoa; Chordata; Lepidosauria; Squamata; Natricidae.